Rhinopithecus roxellana (golden snub-nosed monkey) is the source of this 6153-nucleotide messenger RNA. RefSeq names its product AP2 associated kinase 1 (gene AAK1). The record is from RefSeq and is a predicted model, not a curated record. Bases 1409 to 5320 code for a protein of 1303 amino acids. The transcript has 22 exons. NCBI's taxonomy places the organism in Eukaryota, Metazoa, Chordata, Mammalia, Primates, Cercopithecidae. Gene Ontology annotation, biological process: protein phosphorylation. Gene Ontology annotation, molecular function: ATP binding; protein kinase activity.
UAGUGUUCUUGUGUGCAAGGGAGCUAGUGAAGGUCAGGCUUUGGGACGCACCCACAGCGUCAGCAAAGGAGGAAAAAUUAAGGGGCAGCAUGGGCUGAAAAGCCCCUGAGUUCGAGGUCAAGCCAACGGGCGGGGCCUCUGGUAUCCUAGGAUCUGCCCUGCACACAACCUUUGGCCGUUUCUCGGUUUGAAUCUCGCCUGUACAAUUCCAGACGAGACACUGUCUUACUGAGCGUUCUCCCGGCGCCUAGCUCAGAGCUGACAGCAGAGCCAGCUCUCAAUAACCUCUAGACGCAAAAGCAGCUUUUGAGGUUAGGGGCGAAGGGCAUCGGUUUUACUUAUUUUAAGGCUGGCGCUCCGGUGCAGCCGGAUCCAACUGCCAGCACAAUGUUCCCGAUCACUUCUCGCUUCCAUUUCAGCCCAGGUGACGUCGGGAAACCCACAGGACCCAGUAGGGGCUAAGCGGUUAAGCUGCGUCCUUCAGGUGUCAGUCUCUAUCCGUUCGGAAACCACAAAAUCCAGAAUCCCUUGUGCCAGGAGGCCAGGCCGCAAAUAAGAUGGCUCCAGAAAGGUGGAACAUACAGCGGCGGGGAACCUAGUCGAUGGCAGUUUCUUCACGGGAUGUGUUUAAAUUGCCGAGUCCCCACAUAUGCGCCACCCCACAAACCUCCUUCGAGGCCGUGGAGGCCACGGCUGCCGCCUCUCCCGCUCCUCCAGGAGCACGCUGGGAUUUGUAGUCCACCCGCCGGACUGCGCCGAGCUACCUUUCCCAGCCUGCCCUGCGGCUCGAGUGAUAUCAACAGUCUUUUCCAGAACUCUGUCUGCACUGAGACCCCCUUCCCCCGGUCCUCUUCUCGCCGUCGACUCCUUCCCAUCUGUGGCGACAGAGCGGCGGUUGCAGGAGAGGCCCCGGUCCCUCGCCGCGCCGCCCCGAGCGGCACUUCCGGCGGCGGUUCACUUCCUGGUUGGGUGGAUGGAGCCGGGCGGGAGCGCGCGCGGGGGAGGGGCGGCGGGUCAGUCUCCGCCCGGCGCUCCCGGGAUCAGCUGGCGGGCGGGCUGGAGCCGAGCGCGGCCCCGGCUCUCGCUGCAGCGCCGCCUCCUCUCUGCGUCGCAGGCUGGCCCGGCGGCCGUGACAAUGUCGCGGGGCUGGUAGCUGGGCGCCGGCCGCCGAGCCGUCUCAAGUUUAAACUUACACGAAUCGCUUUCUGGAGGAGGAGGGGACCCGCCGCGCGAUUGACACGCAUAUUCCUAUAGGCAUCCUCCCUCAGCCCCCACCCCCACGGCCGGAUUCGGGUGGCUCCUCUCCGAGCUGAAAUCCGAGAAGAAAUCCUUGGAUCUCUUUUCUUUAAAAAAAAAAAAAAAAUCUAGAAACCAUCGGUAUUUUGCUUUGCUGCUCCCUAUUCGCAAGAUGAAGAAGUUUUUCGACUCCCGGCGAGAGCAGGGCGGCUCUGGCCUGGGCUCCGGCUCUAGCGGAGGAGGGGGCAGCACCUCAGGCCUGGGCAGUGGCUACAUCGGAAGAGUCUUUGGCAUCGGGCGACAGCAGGUCACAGUGGACGAGGUGUUGGCGGAAGGUGGAUUUGCUAUUGUAUUUCUGGUGAGGACAAGCAAUGGGAUGAAAUGUGCCUUGAAACGCAUGUUUGUCAACAAUGAGCAUGAUCUCCAGGUGUGCAAGAGAGAAAUCCAGAUAAUGAGGGACCUGUCAGGGCACAAGAAUAUUGUGGGUUACAUUGAUUCUAGUAUCAACAAUGUGAGUAGCGGUGAUGUAUGGGAAGUGCUCAUUCUGAUGGACUUUUGUAGAGGUGGCCAGGUGGUAAACCUGAUGAACCAGCGCCUGCAAACAGGCUUUACAGAGAACGAAGUGCUCCAGAUAUUUUGUGAUACCUGUGAGGCUGUUGCCCGCCUGCAUCAGUGCAAAACCCCUAUUAUCCACCGGGACCUGAAGGUUGAAAAUAUCCUCUUGCAUGACCGAGGCCACUAUGUCCUGUGUGACUUUGGAAGUGCCACCAACAAAUUCCAGAAUCCACAAACUGAAGGAGUCAAUGCAGUAGAAGAUGAGAUUAAGAAAUACACAACGCUGUCUUAUCGAGCACCAGAAAUGGUCAACCUGUACAGUGGCAAAAUCAUCACUACGAAGGCAGACAUUUGGGCUCUUGGAUGUUUGUUGUAUAAAUUAUGCUACUUCACUUUGCCAUUUGGGGAGAGUCAGGUGGCAAUUUGUGAUGGAAACUUCACAAUUCCUGAUAAUUCUCGGUAUUCUCAAGACAUGCACUGCCUAAUUAGGUAUAUGUUGGAACCAGACCCUGACAAAAGGCCGGAUAUUUACCAGGUGUCCUACUUCUCAUUUAAGCUACUCAAGAAAGAGUGCCCAAUUCCAAAUGUACAGAACUCUCCCAUUCCUGCAAAGCUUCCUGAACCAGUGAAAGCCAGUGAGGCAGCUGCAAAAAAGACCCAACCAAAGGCCAGACUGACAGAUCCCAUUCCCACCACAGAGACUUCAAUUGCACCCCGCCAGAGGCCUAAAGCUGGGCAGACUCAGCCGAACCCAGGAAUCCUUCCCAUCCAGCCAGCCCUGACACCCCGGAAGAGGGCCACUGUUCAGCCCCCACCUCAGGCUGCAGGAUCCAGCAAUCAGCCUGGCCUUUUAGCCAGUGUUCCCCAACCAAAACCCCAAGCGCCACCCAGCCAGCCUCUGCCACAAACUCAGGCCAAGCAGCCACAGGCUCCUCCCACUCCACAGCAGACGCCUUCCACUCAGGCCCAGGGUCUGCCCACUCAGGCCCAGGCCACACCCCAGCACCAGCAGCAACUCUUCCUCAAGCAGCAACAGCAGCAGCAACAGCCACCACCACCACAGCAGCAACCGGCAGGCACGUUUUACCAGCAGCAGCAGCAGGCCCAGACUCAGCAGUUUCAGGCAGUACAUCCAGCAACCCAGCAACCAGCAAUUGCUCAGUUCCCUGUGGUGUCCCAAGGAGGCUCUCAACAGCAGCUAAUGCAGAAUUUCUACCAGCAGCAGCAGCAGCAGCAACAACAACAGCAACAGCAACAGCUGGCCACAGCCCUGCAUCAACAACAGCUGAUGACUCAGCAGGCUGCCUUGCAGCAAAAGCCCACUGUGGCAGCAGGACAGCAGCCCCAGCCACCGCCAGCUGCAGCCCCACAGCCAGCCCCUGCCCAGGAGCCAGCGCAGAUUCAAGCUCCAGUAAGACAACAGCCAAAGGUUCAGACAACCCCACCUCCUGCUGUCCAGGGGCAGAAAGUUGGAUCUCUCACUCCACCCUCAUCCCCCAAAACCCAACGUGCUGGGCACAGGCGUAUUCUCAGUGAUGUAACCCACAGUGCCGUCUUUGGGGUCCCUGCCAGCAAAUCAACCCAGCUGCUCCAGGCAGCUGCAGCUGAGGCCAGUCUCAAUAAGUCCAAGUCUGCAACCACCACUCCAUCAGGCUCUCCUCGGACCUCUCAACAAAACGUUUAUAAUCCUUCAGAAGGUUCUACGUGGAAUCCCUUCGAUGACGAUAAUUUCUCCAAACUCACAGCUGAAGAACUACUAAACAAGGACUUUGCCAAGCUGGGGGAAGGCAAACAUCCUGAGAAGCUUGGAGGCUCAGCUGAGAGUUUGAUCCCAGGCUUUCAAUCAACCCAAGGUGAUGCUUUUGCUACGACCUCAUUUUCUGCUGGAACUGCUGAAAAAAGGAAGGGUGGGCAGACUGUGGACUCUGGCCUCCCGCUUCUAAGUGUGUCUGAUCCUUUCAUUCCUCUUCAAGUACCUGAUGCACCAGAAAAACUAAUUGAGGGACUCAAAUCUCCUGACACUUCUCUUCUGCUCCCUGACCUCUUGCCUAUGACAGAUCCUUUUGGUAGCACUUCCGAUGCUGUAAUUGAAAAAGCUGAUGUUGCUGUUGAGAGUCUCAUCCCAGGACUGGAGCCCCCAGUUCCCCAGCGCCUCCCAUCUCAAACGGAAUCUGUGACCUCGAAUCGCACAGAUUCUCUCACCGGGGAAGAUUCCCUGCUUGAUUGUUCUCUGCUCUCUAACCCUACUACUGACCUUCUGGAAGAGUUUGCCCCCACAGCAAUCUCUGCUCCAGUCCAUAAAGCUGCAGAAGAUAGUAAUCUCAUCUCAGGUUUUGAUGUCCCUGAGGGCUCGGACAAGGUGGCUGAAGAUGAGUUUGACCCUAUUCCUGUAUUGAUAACCAAAAACCCACAAGGUCUCCAGAGAGAGUCCAGUCCCUGUCCUGUAAUAACUGUAGAGCGCUUUAAAGAAUCACUGGGCGUUAAAGGCCUUCCCCUGUAUCCAGACCCCUCCAGGGUACCUGGCACAAAGACUCAGAACAACUUAGAAUCUGACUACUUGGCCAGAGAUGGCCCCUCAAGCAACAGCUCAUUCCACAGUAGCGAAGAGGAAGGGACUGACCUUGAAGGAGAUAUGCUGGACUGCAGUGGGUCUCGGCCUCUCCUUAUGGAGUCUGAAGAAGAAGAUGAGAGCUGCAGGUCCCCCCAGGGGAAGCUGGGAGGAGCCGUUGCAUUCGCUCCACCAGAGGUCUCUACUGAGCAAGCAAAGACAGUGCAAGGUGGAAGAAAGAAUCAGUUUCAGCCAGCCACUGAUGGGCUCAGUGAGCCAGAUGUUUUUGCCAUAGCUCCCUUUAGGAGCUCCAGGGUUCCAAAUGAUGACAUGGACAUUUUCUCCAAAGCCCCAUUUGUCUCCAAGAGCAGUGUGGCUCCUUCCCAGCCAGAGGAGUCGGACGUGUUUUUGAGAGCUCCUUUCACUAAGAAGAAAAGCAUGGAGGAGUUAACAGUUAUCCAGAGCACCUCCCAGGAGCUACCUGCACAGACCGGUCUCCUCGGUCAGACAGGUGACAUCCCCGUGCCCUCGGGCCGUGAGAGAGCUGUGUACACCUCUGUCCAAGCUCAGUAUUCCACAGCUGGUUUUGUGCAACAAUCUAACCUCCUCUCCCAUUCUGUGCAAGCAGCAGACCAUCUGGACAGCAUCUCUCCCAGGGGAUCCUGCCUGGAAUCGGGGGGUCAUCCUAAUGACAGAAACAAAGGACCUCAGCUCCAGAAAGAAGCUGUCUCAGGCUCCGUGGCUGGCAAACCAUUCCGCCCCCAGUCCUUAUCCAAGUAUUCCCGUCACUAUAGUCCAGAAGAUGAGCCAAGUCCAGAAGCCCAGCCCAUUGCUGCCUACAAAAUUGUUUCACAGACCAACAAGCAGUCGAUAGCUGGGUCUGUUUCUAUCAUAUCCCUUUCUUCCAGGACUACGGAGCUGCCAGCUGCUGAUCCAUUUGCUUUAGCACCCUUCCCUUCAAAAUCAGGCAAGAAACCGUAGGAGCAAAACCUGAGCCUCAAGCCUCUGUCUCUGUCCCACCCUCAAUACCUGCCACGGCACUCCCAGCUGAGCCUUCCGAAGAAGAAAUAUUAUCAGUUCUUAUCUUUCAAUUCCCUGCGUCAGAGCAGAAUUUCUUGAGUCAACAAACUCAGUUGCAGUGAUAUUUAGUUGAAGCCCCUUUAAGUUAUGUUCUUUUUGUUGUUGUUGUUAGUUUGUUUAUAUUGAUUUCUGGACUUGUAGGCAUUUUCAUAUCCUUCACAGAGGUCAUCCACUUCCACCAAGAACUCUGCUUCCCCCCACCCCCAGAAACUUUAAAUCCUGAAAUACUUCUUCACCCCAAUCCCAAAGGGGCCCUAUUGUUGCUAGUUUUAAUUCCCGUAGCUCCUGUUCUAAGUCAUGCCCGUCGAAGAAUCAAGAUUAGUCCCUCCACUAAAUUAAGAUUUAGUACUCCUGAAAAGGGGAGAUGUCUGGAAAGAAGAGCAAGAUGAAAACCCUGCACAUCAACAGGAAGUAUAAUCCUGCAGUUACUAAUGAUUCUUGUAGAAGCAGAAGCUCUAGGAGUCUCUGGAUCUGUUUCUGAAUCUGUGUGCAAGCCAGACUGGCCCUUGUGCAUGGGUGUCUGUGGGUGUGGAAUGUACGUCAGAACCUAUGUAGAGAUACAGGCAGAUGGGAUAACGCCUCAUUAUCUAGUCAUGCUGGCAGGGCUUUCCGCACAUCCAUGCUUUUGAAAUUAGUAUGAGUGUACAGGUUUGUGUGUGCAUGUAUGCGUGUGUGUGCACAGGAAGCAUUUCUACUUGAGGGAAAUCCUGCCCCAUCAUGCCUGCCUCCACAAU